This is a messenger RNA of Rhinichthys klamathensis goyatoka, 1118 nucleotides long. RefSeq lists its product as uncharacterized. The record is from RefSeq and is a predicted model, not a curated record. Lineage: Eukaryota; Metazoa; Chordata; Actinopteri; Cypriniformes; Leuciscidae. The coding region runs from base 25 to 1116 and encodes 363 amino acids. The transcript is spliced from 2 exons.
CCCAUUUUAGAAUUUCACUUAGCCAUGCCGAUGGUACUCCGCGUUAUUGUGCACGACAGUGACAUCAGAAAAGUAACCAUUCCUGAAAAACCAGCUGAUGUUGAUGCUUUGAAACAUGUGUUGCAAGAGAAGCUGCAGCUCACCUACACCUUCAGUGUCCAAUUUGAAGACCCUGACUUUAAUAAUGCAUUAUGUAAUGUCAGUGACAUUAAUGAUUUGCCAGAGAAGGCAACACUGAAAAUAAUUCCUCAACAAACAUCUCCCUCCUCAAGUCAAGCUAGCACUGUACUUCUCUCAGGUUCUGAUACAUCAGAGCAGUUGUCUGCUGAACGACUGCUUGAAUGGCCUGAGGAAUUUGAAAUAUCCAAAUUAUCUGUUAAUGUUGAGUACCGUCUCCGUCAGGGAAACCUUGCUUUUAUGAAGGAUGGAACAACUCUUAAUGUUGGAAGAGACAUAAAACAUGACAUACUGGAAGCACUUGCUGGGGCCAUGUACACCUUUAAGGCAUAUCCAAGAGAUGAAGAUUUUGCCCAAGUUGCUGCAGCUCUAAUCAAAGCACAUCCCUGUUUGACUGAACAGGGCUCUCCAACAGGCUCAGCUGGCUGGAAAAACAGCCUGAAAUUUAAAAUGGCCAACUAUAGAACAAAACUGCGUAAAUGUGGCUGUAGUGAUGUUGCAGUUGGUGGAAAGAGAGGUGCAACGAUGGCAACAAAGUCAGGAUUUAAAAAACCCAGGCGAUUUGAAUUAAAUUUCUUGCCAAACUUUCCUAAUGGGGAAGAUGAAGAAAGUCAAGAAUGCACAAGAAUAGAACUUAUAGAAGAAAUGAAAAAGAGGCCCCCAAACGUGAGCCUGAUUGGCAAGAAGAUGGACAGCACAUUUGCUUUGAGACGGAAAGAAAUCAUCCACUCUGAACCUCCUGUUUGUGAGAUUUUGAAGAAGUGGCCAGCACUUUUCACGGAAAGCCAGAUCUUUGCAGAAUUCAAUCGCAUAUCUGGGAAAAAUCUGAGAUCUCAGUUCUACGCAGCGUGGACACGCACUCUGCCCGCUUGUUUGAAAUUUUCCGGAAAAAAGGAGGAAACCAGGGAAGAAUACUUAAUGAAAUUUUGCAACAAGUAAAU